AUGAGGAUAAGAAAGGAGUUACAACUUAUAAUAUAUUUGAACAUAUUAACAUUGGCAGCACUGACGUAUUGCACGUUUGGUAUAUUAUUAGUUGUAUUCGAUGAUUCAUCUGCAGAGACUUUACAAAAUCAUGAAUUAAACCCAUCCAUAUCAGAGUCAAUUGGAGUAAAUAUAGAUUCGAAACCUAAGAUACCCAAAAUUAUACAUCAAGUAUAUAGAACAGAAAAUAUUCCAGAGCAAUGGAAAGAAAAUCAACAAAAAUGUAUAUAUUUACAUCCCGAUUAUGAAUAUAAGUUAUGGACUGAUGAAAAAGCUUAUGAGUUCAUUAAAGAAAACUAUAGUUGGUUUUUGAAGACAUUCGAACAUUAUAAAUUUCCAAUGCAAAGAUUCAACGCAAUCAAAUAUUUUGCCCUUUAUCAUUAUGGUGGAGUAUAUAUUGACUUGGAUGAUUCAUGUCACAGAAAAGUAGAUCCUCUAUUAAACACAGUAGCAUUUGUAAGAAAGGCUACGCCAAUGGGUAUAUCUAACGAUAUCAUGGGAGCUCGUGUUAAACAUCCAUUUUUCCUUAAAUUGAUAAAUUCUUUACAACGUUACAAUAAAGAUUGGUAUAUUCCUUAUUUAACUAUUCUAGGAAGUACAGGUCCUUUAUUUGUCUCGAUUGUUUGGAAACGCUAUAAAAUAUGGAGAGGCGAUAUAAUGGAAAAUAAUGUUGUAAGAAUUCUUAGACCUAAGGACUAUUUAGUUCAUAAGGAUGCUUAUUUUUCAAUUACCAAAGGUGCCACAUGGCAUGAAGAUGACGCAGUGUUUAAGAAAUCUCUGGGUAAUCACAUUUUAUCAUGUAUUACAGUUGGGUUUGUCAUUGCAUUUGCUAUCCUAUAUGGUCAAUAUGUUAUCUAUUGUUGGAUAUGUUCCAAUGAUGAUAUCUUUAGCAACUUUUACAUGGGAAUAUGGAGGACUACUUGCAAUAUCCUUUGUUGGGGCUAUAAGAAACUAACAAAUAAUAGAUUUUGUCGUUGGACGUUAGGUAAUCCAAUGGUAAUUAUUAAUUAUGGUUCUAAUAAUGAUAUUAAUAUGACAGAUGUUCCUGUAAUGAGUCCCAUUUUGUCAACAAAGACCUUACCUACUACUGAUAGAGGAAGUUCAAAAUUCACAUUUACAUUAUCUUGUGCGACUCGUUCAAUUUCUAAUUUAGAAAAGAGUGAGAGGAACGAUAAUUCAAACACUAACGCAUCACCUGGAUCUCAAUAUUAA
Maudiozyma saulgeensis is the source of this 1251-nucleotide messenger RNA. Lineage: Eukaryota; Fungi; Ascomycota; Saccharomycetes; Saccharomycetales; Saccharomycetaceae. The record is from the annotation of a GenBank genome assembly.